Molecule: messenger RNA, 1264 nt
Organism: Erigeron canadensis
Lineage: Eukaryota; Viridiplantae; Streptophyta; Magnoliopsida; Asterales; Asteraceae
Product: photosynthetic NDH subunit of subcomplex B 2, chloroplastic
Exons: 3
Coding region: 34-1095 (353 amino acids)
Biological process (GO): carbohydrate metabolic process
Molecular function (GO): catalytic activity; carbohydrate binding
Source: RefSeq, a predicted model, not a curated record
UUGCAUUCCAUUUUAUCUUAAAAAAAAAAUCUCAUGGCUGCAGCUUCUUCUCUUCUAUCCCUUUCCCUUCCUAAACCAAACAUACUCAUUCCAAAAGCUACAACUUCCUUAACCACAACUCCUCCUUCUGUUACGACUACCGAAACACUUGAUCAAAAAUUCGGUCGAAAAGGCAUCAAAUUUAUCGAGUUAGAAGGUGGUACUCAAAUAGCCGAACUAAGCGUAAGAAAUGGGAGUUCAUUGAAGAUACAUUUAAACAAUGCCCAUGUCACUUCUUACAAGCCUAAAGUGUACUGGAAAGAUGAUGGGUGUGAAGAGAUAGUGUACACUACUAGUAAUGCAAAAGGCGGGAUUGGGUUGGUAGUAAAUGAUGGUGAUGCGAAAAAUAAUAAAGGUGUUGAUUUGUCGAAUUGGGUUGUCAAAGAUGCUGACUCUGACUCUAUUGAUGCUGUUCAGGUCGAGUUAAGUUGCACCACAAGUGGAACACUUGACAUAACCUAUGUGAUUUCUCUCUACGCUCUAAGCAUGGCAACAGCAGUUAUAAUCAAGAACAAUGGCCGUAAACCUGUAGAUUUAAAAACCGCCAUACUUAGUCAUCUCAGGUUCAAGAAAAGAGGAGGAACCGCGAUUGAUCUCCUCAAAGGUUGCUCAUAUUGCACACACCCUCCUUUAUCUUCUCAAUUCGAGAUCCUAUCAUCAUCCGAAGCAGUAAAACCAGAGGACCCAGGUUGGUUUUCAUUCGGGUAUGAACCAGAGAAGAAAGGAGGGGUUUGGAGUGUGCAAGAUGUGCCCAUCACCAUUUUAAAACAUAAACUUAGUAGAGUUUAUGGUACUCCUCUUGAGGAAAGAUUAAAGGAGUGCUACAAUACUAUUCCCUCAAAAUAUGAAACUCUUGAUCAGGGAAGAGAAUUGUUCUUCAGGGUAAUAAGAAUGGGGUUCGAAGAGAUAUACUUGUCGAGUCCUGGAUCGUUAGCAGAGAAAUACGGAAAGGACUAUUUUAUAUGUACAGGGCCUGCUUCAAUGUUGGCUCCCAUCAGGAUCGAACCUGGUGAAGAGUGGAGAGGGGCACAAGUAAUCGAGCAUGAUAAUUUGUAAAUGUAUAUCUGACACGUACUGUUUAUAUAUGUGCUGGUUCUUAAUUUAAACAAAGGGAAUAAUCUGUCAUUAAUUAGUCAUUUGGCCCUUUUGUUAAUGUACAUGUACCAAGUGUAUUUACAUAGAAUAUUUUGAAACAAAUCAAGUGUUUCACAUGCUUCCUGUGAAA